AUGGAGGUCAAUGAAACGUUGCAUGUAGUGACCCAGCUCAAUCCGGAUGCUCUUUCAAUCGCUAAAGAGCUAGAUGCUCAAAGAGCGCAAGGAGAGAUUCUUGGUCCGUUGCAUGGAAUCCCCAUACUGAUCAAAAACAAUAUCGCCACAGCAGACAAGAUGGACAACACAGCUGGAUCUUAUGCUUUAUCUGGAGCGAAAGCUCCUAGGGAUAGUACUAUGGCGGCGAAACUCCGACAAGCGGGAGCUAUACUUUUGGGCAAAACAAAUCUGUCCCAAUGGGCUAAUUACAGAAGUUUCAAUACAAGCAACGGCUGGUCUGCCUUAGGAGGACAAACCCAAGGUGCAUACUAUCCUGGUCAGGAUCCUUCAGGUUCAUCUUCAGGAAGUGGUGUGGCCAGUUCAAUAGGUCUUGCUCUUGCAUGUCUGGGCACGGAAACUGAUGGAUCAAUUCUUUCACCCUCAGACGUUAACAACCUUGUGGGAAUCAAACCCACCGUCGGAUUAACCUCAAGAGACCUCGUCGUUCCUAUCUCGGAGCACCAAGACACUGUAGGGCCUAUGGCACGUACAGUCUUGGAUGCUGCUUAUAUACUGUCAGCGAUUGCGGGAAAGUCUUCCUAUGACAAUUAUACCGAUGCUAUACCUUUUGACAGCAUACCAAACUAUGUGGCAGCCUGCAGUUUCUCGGCACUUCGUGGGAAACGCAUUGGAGUUCCGCGCAAUGUUAUCGACCUCUCGAGCGAUAACUCUUCUGCACCAAUUGUUGCUGCAUUUGAUGAUGCUCUCAAUAUCCUACGAUCAGCCGGCGCUAUAAUAGUUGAGAACACGAACUUCACGGGAUAUCAAGCGGCAAUUGAAAAUCCAUUCAGCAGCGUCGUGCUUGAAGCGGAUUUCAUAAGUGAUCUCCCAAAGGAAUAUCUUUCCCAGCUGUCUUCAAAUCCCAACAAGAUAUACUCAGUGGCUGAUCUCCGCAAUUUUACCCAAUCGUUCUCUCUUGAGGACUUUCCUGAGCGGGAUACUAUGAUCUGGGAUGAAGCAAUCGAGCUGGGUUUCGACAACACAUCUCCCGAAUUUUGGUCGAACUACACUCUCAACAGAUACCUGGCAGGUCCACUAGGCGUGACAGGGGCUUUGACAAACUACUCACUCGAUGCACUCGUCUUACCCACAGGAUUUGCCUCGCAUUUCCCUGCGUUGAUCGGAUCACCUGCCAUCAGUGUUCCAUUGGGGUCAUAUCCUGCCAACACGGAAGUCAUCACCAACUCUUUCGGGAAUUUGAAUGUAACAGCACCAAACAUCCCGUUCGGAAUCAGUUUCCUGGGCGCCCACUUCAGCGAGGAAUUGUUGAUUGGUCUUGCCUAUGCAUUUGAGCAAAGAACGCUGGUUAGAAAUACAAUAAUACCAUACAUCCAGCCCACCACCGAGUUGGUCGAUAUCAUCAACGCGAGGAAGAAUAGAGUACGGGAGUGA
This is a messenger RNA of Exophiala bonariae, 1473 nucleotides long. RefSeq lists its product as uncharacterized. Lineage: Eukaryota; Fungi; Ascomycota; Eurotiomycetes; Chaetothyriales; Herpotrichiellaceae. Bases 1 to 1473 code for a protein of 490 amino acids. The transcript has a single exon. The record is from RefSeq and is a predicted model, not a curated record.